Molecule: messenger RNA, 1875 nt
Organism: Juglans regia (Persian walnut)
Lineage: Eukaryota; Viridiplantae; Streptophyta; Magnoliopsida; Fagales; Juglandaceae
Product: DNA repair protein recA homolog 3, mitochondrial-like
Exons: 8
Coding region: 198-1451 (417 amino acids)
Biological process (GO): DNA repair
Molecular function (GO): ATP binding; ATP-dependent DNA damage sensor activity; ATP hydrolysis activity
Source: RefSeq, a predicted model, not a curated record
UUCACUUCACUUCAUUCAACUCUCUGCAACCUCAAAAUGGAGGGAAAUCAUUCCCCAAAACCCUAAAAAACCAAACACACUAUCAUACAUAUAUGCACAGUUGCUCAUUCAUUGCAAAUCAUAUGCGUCCCGAUUAACAUAUCCUUCAUUUUAGAAAAAGUUAUUCUUUUGGCUGUGGAGGUUGGUCGGAACCGUCUAUGGCGAGGCUUGUUCGGAACGCCUCCUUUCUGAAACGCUCUAUUCUUCUACCUGAGGGCUUAAGAAGAGGUAUAUUGGGGACGUCUUCUCAGUUUUGCGACUUCUCUACUAGAGGUGGAAGGAAGUCCAAGACAGGUGGCAUUGAUCCUAGUUUAGAGAAUAUGUCUAAGAAAGAAUUGGCCCUACAACAAGCCCUAGAUCAGAUCACGUCCUCAUUUGGAAAGGAAUCUAUAAUGUGGCUUGGUUCCUCUGGGCCUUUGCAGCACUUACCAGUGAUAUCCACAGGUUGUUUUGCUCUGGAUUUAGCGCUGGGAACUGGUGGACUUCCAAAGGGUCGGGUUGUGGAGAUAUAUGGUCCAGAGGCUUCUGGGAAAACUACUCUUGCUCUACAUGUAAUUGCUGAAGCACAUAAGCAAGGAGGUUACUGCGUGUUCGUUGAUGCUGAGCAUGCUCUCGACCCAGCACUGGCGCAGGCUAUUGGAGUAAAAGCUGACAAGUUACUUAUCUCUCAACCAGAUUGUGGUGAAGAAGCUUUGAGUCUUGUGGACACCCUUAUUCGAAGUGGUUCAGUUGAUGUUGUUGUUGUUGACAGUGUAGCAGCCCUCGUGCCUAAAGGCGAACUUGAUGGCGAGAUGGGUGAUGCUCACAUGGCAAUGCAGGCUAGAUUGAUGAGCCAGGCACUUCGCAAGUUGAGCCACUCUUUGUCACUAUCACAGACUAUAUUGAUAUUUAUAAACCAGACAAGGUCGAAGCUUUCAACUUUUGGAGGAUUUGGUGGGCCCACUGAAGUUACCUGUGGUGGUAAUGCCUUGAAAUUCUAUGCUUCAGUGCGCAUUAAUAUUCGGAGAACAGGGCUUGUCAAGAAGGGUGAAGAGGCUUUGGGAAGCCAAGUUCUUGCAAAGAUUGUGAAGAACAAGCUUGCCCCUCCGUUUAAAACUGCCCAAUUUGAGAUCGAGUUUGGCAAGGGUAUAUCUCGGGAAGCAGAGAUCAUAGAUUUUGGAGUAAAACACAAAUUUAUCUCAAAGGCUGGUGGAUUUUACAAUCUUAAUGGUCAGAAUUUUCAUGGGAAGGAUGCAUUUAAGAAGUUUUUGGCUGAGAAUGGAAGUGUAAGAGAAGAACUUACAGUAAAGCUCAGGGAGAAGCUUCUUUAUGCCGAGACAGAAAAGGAACCGGCAAUAGAGGUUACGGAUGGAGAUCUUUCAGAAGAUAUUGUUUCACCUGAUUCUACCGAUGAGGAAGCAGUUGAAGCGUAAGUGUACAUUGGACUUGAAGCACAGUUGCAGGUUUUUGCUUCCUCUUACCCUCAAGUAGGGUUCAUCGUUCCCUGUGAACUGCCGUUGUCUUCUCCUGAGCAAUUGGCAGCACGUUCAUUUUAUUGGGCACAGCUUGGCUUCAGUAUUGGAAUUUGGUUCAGAAUCACUUGCUACUGUUCCUUAUAAUGAAGUGUUAAAGGUUUCCUAAUGAUGGUCUUGUAAAUUAAUUUAUUUUCUUAAGCCAAUGUGUCAUGCCACCAUUAUCGAAUGAGAGUUUUGUUGUUUCAGAAGUAUCAACUCGGAAGGAGGGCCACUGGCCAUUAGAUAUAUUUUUAGCUACAUUUUGUAACGAGGUUUGUGUUAAAUACAUUUUAGCGGUGGUGGUUGGCACUUGGAAGUGGAAAUUGAAAAGGUCAUAAUACCA